CCCGCGGCGUGGGCAAGACCAGCCUGAUGGAGCGCUUCACCGACGACACCUUCUGCGAGGCCUGCAAGUCCACCGUGGGUGUUGACUUUAAAAUCAAAACUGUAGAGCUAAGAGGAAAGAAAAUUAGAUUACAGAUCUGGGACACUGCAGGUCAGGAGCUAAAAAAAAGCAUUACCUCAGCUUAUUACAGAAGUGCCAAGGGAAUCAUAUUAGUAUACGAUAUCACUAAGAAGGAGACAUUCGAUGAUUUGCCAAAAUGGAUGAAGAUGAUUGAUAAGUAUGCUUCAGAAGACGCAGAGCUCCUUUUAGUUGGAAAUAAGUUGGACUGUGAAACGGACAGAGAGAUCACCAGACAGCAAGGGGAAAAGUUUGCACAGCAGAUAACUGGGAUGCGGUUCUGUGAAGCAAGUGCCAAGGACAACUUCAAUGUGGAUGAGAUAUUUCUGAAACUCGUCGAUGACAUUCUGAAAAAGAUGCCUCUGGAUAUUUUAAGGAAUGAGUUAUCCAAUAGUAUCCUCUCCUUACAACCAGAGCCUGAGAUCCCACCAGAACUGCCUCCACCAAGACCACAUGUCCGAUGCUGUUGAUUUGCUACUUUGGAGACAAAGUGGAAACAAUUCCUGGAAAGGGAAGGAAAAAAAAAAAAAAAACAUUCUAUUCUGCACUACAAUCAUUUCGACAAUUUCCUUUCGCACUUUGUAAUCCAAGUCAGAGCUAUACACUAACUUGUAAAUAUGCAAAUAUGCAAUCCUGGGUAAGUUUUGGUUAUCAGUUACAUAUUUCCCUCCAAAUGAUUAUAUUUCAUUCAUUACUCCAGUGUCUAGUAUACAUACACUGGGAAACAUAGUACUUCUAAUAUGAAGAAUAGGUGAAAUGAAAGGUAUAAUGUUUCUUGAGAUAAAUAAUAUAAUUGUCCUUGUUAAUUAUAUUAUGAGGACAAAAGAUAUUCUGAUAAGAAAAGAGAACGUGGUGCUUUGCUUAUUGUUUUAAAGAAAAUUUGUAAACUGAAGACUUUUUGAAAAAAUAAAAGCUAUCUUAAGUGCUUUUUCUUUAUUUAGAAGACAUUUCCCCCAGCUGUUGCAUCUUUGGAGUAUUGGCGUGUUUCUACCACAAAGCAAAGCUUCAUUAUAGCCGUCACUGAAGGUUAUUUAUUAAUGAUAUGUAAUGGUAAGAUAUUACUAGGUAGAGGGUUGGAGUUGACUUGGUCUUAAGGCUGCAGAAUCUCUCUCGUGGUAUCCUAAUGGCCAGACCCUACACUUUUAAGAACCACAGAGAUGCAGUAAAGAAAGAAGUGUUUUCAAAACUAUGGAGAAAAAUUUUAAACCUCGCUGCUGUCCUACACAAAUCCUGUUUAAAGGAAUUUUAAAGAGAUACAUUUUACUAUAUCAAAGAACAUACAUGUAUUUGCCUAAACAUUCUGUACCUUUGUAAUGAUAAAACUUCUCCCCUUUAUUAUGGUGAAGCUUAUUCCUAUUAAGCCUAGAUGUGUUCUUUUUUUUUUUUUUUCCUUUUUCUUCUUUUUUUUUUUGUCUGAUAAUGAAUUUGUGAAUUCUAUCUUUGGUAUAUCUUUUAUUAAACUGCACUGUUUUGUUUAGUCAAGGUAAAUAAGUAAUUAUGUAUUUGAAUAACUUGGUGUGUCCUGAGUGUUGUGAUAUGAAAAGCAUUGUGGUCUUUCUACACUAAUGAAGUGCAAAUAAAAUUUUGUAUUUAUGAAUGACA
Molecule: messenger RNA, 1719 nt
Organism: Tupaia belangeri chinensis (Chinese tree shrew)
Lineage: Eukaryota; Metazoa; Chordata; Mammalia; Scandentia; Tupaiidae
Gene: RAB12
Product: RAB12, member RAS oncogene family
Biological process (GO): Rab protein signal transduction
Molecular function (GO): GTPase activity; GTP binding
Source: RefSeq, a predicted model, not a curated record